UUAUUAGAAAAUGUCUAGGGUAAACAGAACCUCCAAGACACCCUUGAAAACGAUCACUCCUUAUUCUAAGACAAGUGGUGCCAGCGACAUGACCACGGUGAAUACGCAGCCGAGGUACAGCAACCUAAAGUUAUAUGAUAUGAGCUGUAAUACUUCCAGGCUCCGUAGGAAUAAGAGAAGAGUCAACCAGGAGCUAAGCCUCCAAACUGAGGCAGACAUUAAAACGAAUGAUAUCUCAAGAUUCCAGAUCCUCAAGCAGAAGAUCACACAGGAAACAUCGGAAAGUGCUAAUUCUGAGUUAAAAAAUGCUGCUUCAAAGCUGUCGAAAUCUGUUACAAGAACUUCGAGUAUUAGCAACAAGAAUACGAUGUCUAUCAGAAGAGUAAACUACAAUGAUAUUUUUAAAAAUCAUGUGUAUAAUAACAUUCCUUCGCUCCCGAAUUUCCCAAAACUGAAGAAGGACUCUUUAAAGGCCUCAGGAGAAAGCUCGACGGUUCAGCAAAAUAGAUAUGACUUUGAUUUCCCAAAUACAGAUAUGACCCUUGGUAUUUCUACAUCAUACAGUAAGCAAAAGGGAAAAGUUAAACUUGUAUUGGACAUAAACAACCUUAAUGAGGAUGACAACUUUGCUGAUAUUGAAGAACAUCUUGUCAAGCAGAUCCAGGAUGGGGUCAAAAAUCUGGCCCUUAAAUAAAAUAAUCGAAGCAAGGAGGAGGAAGGAUAACAAAUCAGCUGAUCCCACCAGUAUCCAAUACAAGCCUUACAGCCUCAACGACUACAAAAGGAACUACUCAGUGAGCGAUCCUAAGCCCUUAGGCGGUCUAGGGCCAAAUCCUCACAACCCAGAUUGGAAGAAGAAGUUUAAAGACAGAGAGAAAAUGAUCAACUUUGCAAAAGAGGCCGAGUUCUCCAACAAGCUCAGGUUAGUUCACCUCAAGAAGACAUCUCAGAGAGGAGUCACUACAAAAAAAUUUGGAGUUAAUGGCCCUAAAUACAACUAGAGUCCUACUGCCACAAUAAAUUGUCAUAAAUUUCAACCUUU
Messenger RNA from Moneuplotes crassus, 1042 nucleotides. The record is from the annotation of a GenBank genome assembly. NCBI's taxonomy places the organism in Eukaryota, Ciliophora, Spirotrichea, Euplotida, Euplotidae.